GAAAAUAAUUAUUUUUAGAUGCAGUUACAGUGGCGCAUGAGCAACAUUCAAAUAAUCGGUAGAACUGCAACAACGUUUAGAUACAUGGCAACCACAAGCAGUGAUUUGUUAUUUUUAAAUGUCAUUGAUAAAUUUUAUGGACAAAAAUACAAAACAAACCCAUGAAGAUUCCAAUGAAGAAAAUAAAAAAAAUGAGACAAGUAAAGAAUAUGAAGUGGACUUCAUUAACCAUCCGCAAACGAUACGUGAAUCUGAUUUAAAUUAUAAAUCUAAACAAAAUAAGAUGAAUUCACAACAUAAUCAACGCGAACGUAAUUAUUCCCGUUCUCGUUCACCGAACAGUACCAAAAGCUCUAAAAAAUGGAUAAGCUCUAAUGCCUUUAUCAAUUUUGUACAGGACUUCAGACAGAAUUGUACAAAUGAAAAGAGUACAAAAAUAUUUCAAUUAGCUGGGGAAAGAUGGAGAAAAAUGUCUUUUGAAGAAAAGCAACCAUACGUAAAUGAAGCUCUGAGUGUUAAAAAUCAAAGGGUUUCACAGAAAAAUAAAUAUACAAAUAAACUUCAAACAAAUACAGAAUCAACAAAGAACGAAAAUAUACCUAAACAAGAGAAAGUAAAUAAAAAAUCAGAAAGAAAUAAAAAGGUUAAUUUUAUCAUUUACUUAGAACACUUGAAGUAUUCUAGAGCAUUGUUAUAGAAAUAUAUUUUCUUUUUAGGAACCCAAAACACAGAAAAAAGAGACUAAAAAGGCAAGUGAUACUGAAUCAGACAGUGGUUCAGCCACCUCAGGUACAGCAGGAUCAGCAACAAGCGAGGAUAUGUCAGAUACAAGUUAGAGAAUAAACAGCAACUGAUUAUAUAAAUCCUAUGCUGUAGCUGUAAUCAAUUCAUAAUUCAACAAUUCCUCUACUUAUGUAAUUUAAACUCAUGUUUCAUACAAAAUACAAAGUAACAGAUAUACUUUAUAAUAA
This is a messenger RNA of Osmia bicornis bicornis, 971 nucleotides long. Its product is annotated as high mobility group B protein 4-like. The transcript is spliced from 4 exons. The coding region runs from base 119 to 697 and encodes 192 amino acids. NCBI's taxonomy places the organism in Eukaryota, Metazoa, Arthropoda, Insecta, Hymenoptera, Megachilidae. The record is from RefSeq and is a predicted model, not a curated record.